GGGGGAGAGAGAGAGAGAGAGAGAGAGAGAGAGAGAGAGAGAUGGGUUGCACGGCUGCUGCUGCAGACGCCGCUACUGCCUCCCGCUUCCUCAAACUCCUCCGGAUCACACCAUCUCCGUUCACGGGGGCCGCCGCUCACAGCCCGUGUCUUUUCCCUCCAAGCAGGCGGCUCAAAUGUGGGCAUGAGCCAUGCCACAUCACAUUUCUAAUGUGAUUGAUGAGCUGAGAUGAACGGACGGUGCAUUGCAGCUGCGUCACAGUGAUACUCGAGACGUCACUUUGAAACAUUCCCCCCGGCAUUCACCAUCCCUUUUGUUUUAGUCUGUUCUCCGGGCUCCCAGCCGUCCGAGCCAGCGAGAGAUGUUUUGAAUGCGCUUCGCUGGCCUGCAUGCAUUUCGUCUGCACGCGAGAGGCACUCAGAUAUGUGUCACCAAGAUGUCCACUCGCAGCUGCCAGGGAUCCGACUCAGUCAUCAAACCCCUGGACACCAUUCCUGAAGACAAGAAGGUGCGAGUGCAGCGGACGCAGAGCGGCUUCGAUCCCUUCGAGAAACCGGCGAGUCAAGUGAAGCGAGUCCAUUCGGAGAACAAUGCCUGCAUCACCUCCAAAAGCUCCUCCUCUGGGAAAGAGUCUCCUAAACUACGCCGUCACUCCAGUCCUAGCUCUCCCACAAGCCCAAAGUUCGGAAAGGCAGAUUCAUACGAGAAGCUGGAAAAGCUCGGAGAGGGAUCCUACGCAACCGUAUACAAAGGAAAGAGCAAGGUGAAUGGGAAGCUGGUUGCGUUAAAAGUGAUUCGUCUGCAGGAGGAAGAGGGGACGCCUUUCACAGCGAUCAGAGAGGCUUCUCUGCUGAAAGGCCUGAAGCAUGCGAACAUAGUGCUGCUCCACGACAUCAUCCACACAAAGGAAACCCUGACGCUGGUCUUUGAAUAUGUGCACACAGAUCUGUGUCAGUACAUGGACAAACAUCCCGGGGGUCUCCAUCCAGACAACGUCAGGCUGUUCCUGUUCCAGUUAUUGAGGGGUCUGUCUUACAUCCAUCAGCGCUACAUCCUUCACCGGGACCUGAAACCACAAAACCUGCUCAUCAGCGAUACAGGCGAGCUCAAACUGGCCGACUUUGGUCUGGCACGUGCGAAGUCGGUCCCCAGCCACACGUACUCUAAUGAGGUGGUGACUCUCUGGUAUCGUCCUCCAGACGUGCUGCUCGGCUCCACUGACUACUCCACCUGUCUGGACAUGUGGGGUGUCGGAUGCAUCUUCGUGGAAAUGAUCCAGGGAGUGGCGGCAUUCCCGGGCAUGAAGGACAUUCAGGAUCAGCUGGAGAGGAUAUUCCUGGUUUUGGGGACGCCUUCGGAGGAGACGUGGCCAGGUGUUCACUCACUCCCGCACUUCAAACCAGAUCGUUUCACUGUCUACAGUCCCAAGAAACUCAGACAAGCCUGGAAUAAGCUGGGUUAUGUAGAUCAUGCUGAAGAGCUGGCUUCCAGAUUUCUCCAGUGCUUCCCAAAGAACCGGCUCUCCGCUCAGGCGGCCCUCCACCACGAAUACUUCAGCCAUCUGCCCCCGAGACUCUGGGAGCUGCCUGACAUGUCUUAUAUCUUCACCGUGCCGACCGUUAAGUUACAACCUGAAUCUGGCGACAGCAUCCAGGUGUGCAGUAAGGCCAACAGUCACGGCAAAGGGACGUCAAACAGCAAACACUGACCUGGACGAGCCGCCCGCCUGGAGCGACACAGGUUGGCGCUGUCAGCUGUCAAGAUGGAAAAAGGACAAAGAGGAAAAUGAGAUGGGAAUGACUCUUCAUGUUUAUUUAAAUUAUUUCAUUUCGAGCUGAUUUGACCGUCCAUGUGGAACUGAGGCAGCGUGAAUCCAGUCAAAUCUGAGAUUUACCAUCAGGAAUGUUGCGUAACAUCCUCACGUCGACGGCAUGCGAACGACGUUCGGUAACAUCAGACUUCAAAAGGCAAUUAAUACGAACUGUUUGUGUAUGUAGCUACCUAUGUACGAAUGUAUGUAUGUUUGUACAUUUAAAUAUACAUGUCUAUCUAAGAGAACAAACCAAAUGCCCUUCCGCGAACAAUCACACAUUAACAAGGCCAAGCUGGCAUUUCGCAUUUCCUGCAAUCUUCCACAUCGUUGGCUAUGGCACGAUCCAGCUGCGCACCCAAUAACGAUGACAAUAAUUCCAACAGUAAUAACGAUAUUGCGGUUGCAGCCUGAUGGUGCACAUUCACUCACUGCAGGGACUGCGCUAAAGCAAUUAACACCAUCACUGAUCAUCAUUUGGGCGGAUAACUGCGGUACUCGGUUUACGUCUCUGUGUGCGUUUAAAUGUGUUAAAUACAGGCAAUACGCUUGCACUGGUGCUACUGUGCGUGAGUCAGAAAGACGGUCGCCCGCGUUUGGAAAUGAAUCUGUUUUCGCUGUUCCUUCUGAAGGCCCAUGACAAUCUUAUAAUGAAUUGCACUCACUAACUGAUCAUUAAAAUUGCCCGAACGAUUUUUGCAACAUUACUUUGAACUGUUAAAGGAUGUUCACACAGGACGUGUUCUUGAAUUCUUCUGUGCUAUUUUUUGGUUUAAAUCAAAUGCCUGUGCUAGAUGGACAUCUCGUUGCAUUAUUGCUGCAUUUUUGCAUUGCCUUUAUGCAUUUUGUAGAUACUUUUAUCCAUCUUGCAUUGCAUUCAAAGUAUACAUUUGAUCAGUUGGGAAUUGAACCCAUAACCCUGCCAUUGCUUGCUUUACAGUUUGAGCUACAGAAUGCUUUAUUUUUAAAUUAAAUAUAUGUCAAGUUAAACCUUGUAAUAUGUUAAAAUUCUGGGUACGAUCAUUAUGUUCCAGGUCAAACUGACCCAAAAAUAAUGCACCAAAAAUCAUAAAAUCAAAAAUUUUAAUACUUCUCAAACAUUACAAUAAAGUAAGCAUGAGAACGUAUGAUUUUUAAAACUUUAUUUAACUAUUUAUUACUAUUUAUGACAACUUUUAUUUUAAUUUAAAAAAAUAUUUUUUUUUUUAAUUUUGUGUGCUUUCCCAAAGCUCAAACAGUAGAGCAUGGUGCAAUGCCAACAUCAUGAGUUCGAUUCCCAGCUAAAUUUGCAUGCAUGAACAGAUAAGUUACACUUCAAAUAAAAGCUUCUGCCAAAUGCAUAAAUGUAAAUACCUCUUUUUUUUUUUUUUUUUUGGUCUAUGCACCUGACUUUAACCAUGAAAUUGGUUUAAAAUUGAAAACAUCACAAUCGUAAUUCCACAAAUCCUCAAAGUGUCAAAACUUUGCAGGCACGUUCAAGACCCUAAAUGAGAAAUAUUCACUCUAUUUUAAGAAAAACAAACUGGUUAACCAGUAUUUCUGACAUGUGUUGUGGGUAAAAUUGACCCAGAAUACCAUUUCCAUUCCACUAUAUCCAGCUGUUUUCAAAUGCAAGAAUGCGUUGUGUGUGAACAGCCAUUUAAAGUUUCAGAUUGAAGUGUUGUUGAAGAAGCAAAUGCAUUUCUCAAGUAGCUUUUCAAGACGAAAGAUGACGUUCUGAAGGGCCCUUCCCAAAGUGCACUACUCUCUGAUCACAGUUCUCAGAACAGCAGUGUACAAUACUGAUACUGCUCUUCCUGUUAAUGUCCGUCCAUUUUGGUUGAUGAUCAAGUGUGCAACAUAAUGAGAUCAUCAUCAUUUGAGUACAGUAUUUUCUCUUUCUGUCAGUAUAUUGUAAAAUAUCAAUGUGACUUCUAUAAGUGCAAGAGCUAAUUGAACAAUAGCAAUGUUUGGCCCUGCACUGUUAACAUGGGAUCGAAUAAAGAAGUAAAAUGAGUUCAGAUUUGUACAGUAAUGCCAUCACCUUGUUUAGAAACAGAUUAUUUAAUAGAUCCAAAGCGAAUGGAAUGUGUGCAGACGUGCAUGUCCAGUGACACAUCAUCAGUUAUUAUACAAAUCCAGACAUGAUCCCUUUUUAUUAUGUUUUUAAUAUCUGUACUUCUUGAGUCAGCUUUAGUCAUAGUAGUGUGACUAACGGUCAGAGGACUGGUUUAAGAGCAAUGCCGCUUAUGGAAUUUAAAAGGUCGUCGCCUACUGCGAAUGCACUUUUCAACAUAUUUGUGCAACAUUCCAGCUUAUAAGGUCACGUUUUGCACCUGUAAAUACGGUAAGGCCACGUACACACUGCAAAACCUAAUUAUCGUUUGUUUUCGAGUCACUCCUGAAUUUGAAAUGAUUGAUGUAGUGAUAAUCAGUGUUGGGGAAAGUUACUUUUAAAAGUAAUGCAUUACUCCCUAAAAAAAGUUACUUUUUAUGAAAAGUAAUAUGUUACAUUACUUUUUUGUUACUUUUUCUCACCUGAGCUGGGCUUGCUUGUUUGUUUUUUAAUAACAACAAAAAGUUCCUUAUUAGUAUGGUCGAAUCAAAUCAUUGAAGGUCAGCAGCAAAGACAUUGGUUAAUAAAGUGAGAUUAAAUACAUAAAGUAUAUUUGUGUAAUUUAAUAUAGUUAAUUAUUACAAGUUUGCAUAAAAUUCUGAGAUUGCGUUUCACUGUUUUUAUUCAUUUUGAGUGAGAUGAGUAAAUGCAUAUUCACUUUUAGUCUAGAACAGGAGUGUCCUGGAAGGGUGUCCACUGUCCUGCAGAGUUUCACUCCAACCAGCUUCAAAACACCUGCCUGUAAGUUUUCAGUAUGCCUAGUUAGACCUUGAUUAACUGGUUCAGGUGUGUUUAAUUAGGGUUGGAGCUAAACUCUGCAGGACAGUGGCCCUCCAGGACCGAGUUUGAACACCCCUGGUCUAGAACUACAAUAGCCGCUUUUCCACUGUCCGGGCAGUGCAAGCCAGGGCUUCCAACAGGCCAGGCUAGGCUAAUAGCCUCGGACCUGUAGCACCGGGCCCAAAAUCAUGCUGCAUUUCCACCGUCAGGCCAGAAGCUCCGCAGCGCUUCACCAAAACCUGCCCGUAACACCCCUAUCUGAAACAACGUCACACAAACCCAUCAUUUCACCAACAAAUGGAAGUUUUAUCAGAAAACUAAUCAGAAAGAAAUUACUGGAAACUAGCAAGAUUGCAAAACGAACACGAUAAAAACGGCCAUUUGUUGGCAUUUUUGUUGUUUACUUAAAGAUUUAAAAACCCAAGCAUCGAUGUUUUACCUCAGUUUUUACAAUAAUAAUGAUACAUUGAUCAUAACGAAUUAAUUUGAGUCAAGAUUAAACAUUAGUCACAGAAAUAAAGUAGUAUUUACCAUUAUUUUAUAGGUACUUAUUCAGUCAUGUCUGUUUGUUUAUUUGUAGUCACAGGACAGUAUGUUUACAUCACAUUUAGAAAGAAUGAUCAUUUCUACAAAUUUUUUCACCAAAAAUACGACCUGAAGAACUUCAGCACUCUCUCCAGUGACAGUCCCAACAGUUAUAUUUUCAGUCAGAGAAACAGGAAGUUCCCGAAAAACUGGAGUUAAUUUAUUUUAUGACACAUGCUGAGUUGGAUAUGGAUAUCAGACAGUCUGGUAUAAGUCUUUAAUGCUGAUGUUAGCUGGUAACCUAUAUAAAAUCAUCUAUGGUGCUGCCGUCUCCAGACUUUGUUCGUAACCACUCCCUCAAGCCUGAGCUGGCCCGCUUUGGACCAAGGUAUUCAGCGGGCCAAAAAAUCCCUGGUCGCUGGCCCCGAGGAAGCCCCGACCAGGCACGAUCAAGCCCUGGAAGUGACAGUUGAAACACAACUGGCACUGGCACGCACUAGCACACCCGCUUUUGGCCCGACAGUGGAAACGCGGCUAAUAACCAUCAUGUUUACACAGCGCACACAACACCUCUGCACUUUAUUUCUCUCAACAUGGGGACAGUAGAGCUGUCAGUCAAUGUGAAAAAGUAACUUAGAUAUUUUGUUGUAAAUUGAAAAAGUAAUGUGUUACUUUUGAAAAAGUAAUCUGAUUACGUAACUCAAGUUACUUGUAAUGCGUUACCCCAACACUGGUGAUAAUCAUAGCAACAGUUCAGCGAACACAUAUUAACAUAUUUUUGCUCCCAAUUCACUGAAGAAUUAUGCAAAGAAUUUUGCACUAAAAUACGAGUGAAUUCAGUGCUUUAUAUGAAGUGGAGUGACACCCGUAAUAAUCUGCAGUGUGAACGUGGUCUUAUUCAACUCACCGGUUUAUACUUCGAACAUCGCCUCAUCCAUAUUCUCAGAGUGACCUGCAGAAACGAAGAGACUGUUUUUAUGUUGCAACAAUGAAUAGAGCUGCAAUUCUGUCAGAAGCCAGCGUAACGGAGCCGCAUUAAACCCGUUGCGAUAUUAAUGGAUUCCAGCCAGUAUUAGCAGCCGAAUAAUAAUUUUUCAUGCAACGUGCGUGCUUUAAACAUGUAAGAGCUCCUUCUGCCUUUGUGGCAGUCACAGCCUUGCAUGCAAAACCACAUGCUGUAUUUUAGGUGCGUAGAGUUUCUCCUUUUUUUGUGCUGGGCAAGAAAAACGGAUGAGACUUGGGAUGGAGAAAAUAUGAGUAAUAAUAAUAUUAUUGCACAUUUAGCACUGUGACGAACACACAAAUCACAAACAAAAAAAAGAAGACAUCAUGUUUGCAUAAUCAUUAGCGCUUGCUUCAAAGUUGGUUAUUAAAUCGAUAUAUAUAAAUGUGUAAAUCUACCAUGAAAAGGGAACAGCUUUAGAUUCCCGGUUUGCUCUAUUGGACAUGCUAUGGAAUGUGCUGUCAAUACCACGCUAUUCUCUGAAUCUUUUAAUUCAUCUGUGAAUAUUUAAUCUUUUUGUAAUCUUUGUUAUAUACUAGGCUGUAUAUAUAUGACAAGGGGUCGAGACACCAUGUGAUAGUGCCGCUUCAGCGAUCCACAUUCAGGGUCACGAAUGCCCCCUUUGACUAAUUCAUAUUCCGUAUAUAUACUGGUUGGGAAAAAGGCGUUGAGGUUCGACAUGCAUCCGCUGUGCUGAACACUGAAUCUGUGUUUUUGCUUCACUUGCCUAUAUAUUUUUUUUUUUUCUUUUUGUAAAAUGCACUGAAAUAAUGCAGAAUUUUGACAAGCAGUUCUGGAACCUAGAAGUGUAACUGGUCACUUUAUAACAAACGAAACGUAGAAUAUAUUAGAGUAGUAAAUGCAUUAUUUGUUAGAAGCUGUAUGUAAUGUUAUUAUGGAAGAUGUAAUGUCCUUCUGUAAAUGUUGUUUAUCGUUGUUUUACCUGAAAUAAAUAAAGUUUAUUAACGCUUCAAACCAA
Ctenopharyngodon idella (grass carp) is the source of this 7192-nucleotide messenger RNA. RefSeq names its product cyclin-dependent kinase 14 (gene cdk14). NCBI's taxonomy places the organism in Eukaryota, Metazoa, Chordata, Actinopteri, Cypriniformes, Xenocyprididae. The record is from RefSeq and is a predicted model, not a curated record. Bases 371 to 1708 code for a protein of 445 amino acids. Gene Ontology annotation, biological process: protein phosphorylation. The transcript has 14 exons. Gene Ontology annotation, cellular component: cytoplasm; nucleus; cytosol. Gene Ontology annotation, molecular function: cyclin binding; ATP binding; cyclin-dependent protein serine/threonine kinase activity.